Messenger RNA from Drosophila sulfurigaster albostrigata, 6133 nucleotides. It is a transcript of the gene Set1, whose product is annotated as histone-lysine N-methyltransferase SETD1. The transcript has 6 exons. Gene Ontology annotation, cellular component: Set1C/COMPASS complex. The record is from RefSeq and is a predicted model, not a curated record. Bases 336 to 5489 code for a protein of 1717 amino acids. Lineage: Eukaryota; Metazoa; Arthropoda; Insecta; Diptera; Drosophilidae. Gene Ontology annotation, molecular function: protein binding; RNA binding; histone H3K4 methyltransferase activity.
ACGGUCACACUGAUUAGACCUCGUUUUUUCUGUGUAUUUUUUAUUGGACUGACAAAGUGCUUUAUAUGUUGUUAUAAUUUGGGAUUUCUUGAAUCUUUUGAUGGCAUAAUUACAAUGAGCGUUGUUUAGGAUUUCCAAACGAUUUCCAACAAUUGGAAUGUCGCAAUCUUUAGAAGGAAACUGAAAUAACUUGAUUUUAUAUCACCGCAUGCAUCUCUCUUCAAUACACACAUACUGUGUCCAUAGUGUGUGUCGUCCGCCAACAUCGUCUUCAGUCUUUAACAAAAGAACACUUUCGAUACAUUUCGUAAACGUGGCCACAGAACAACUAAGCUAUGGAAUCCAGUAACAAUACCUUGUAUUUCACGAACGGAGAGCGAGAGCGGGAGCCUACGUCUGGUGAUCAGCAGGCACAAGUUAGUAUUCAAGGCUAUAGGGAUGCUGGCGGGACAGGAUUUCAGACACGAAUGCAUCGCAACUUUAAACUGCUGGCGGAUCCACAACUUCUAAAAUGUGGCUCUAAACUAUAUCGCUACGAUGGUAUGGUUCCUGGAGAUCCCACAUAUCCGACAAUCACUCCCCGAGAUCCUCGGAAUCCUCUUAUUCGGAUUAGAGCUAAGCCCGUCGAGCCCAUAAUGUUGAUUGUACCACGCUUUGUAAUAGAUGCGGAUUAUGUUGGCCAGCCACCAGCUAUUGAAGUGACGGUAAUCAAUCUCAACGAUAAUAUCGAUAAACAGUUUCUGUCCAGCCUUUUAGACAAAUGCGGAUCCACCGAUGAAAUCAUUAUAUAUCAUCAUCCGACUACAAACAAGCAUUUGGGCAUUGCACGAAUUGUUUUUGAGAGCACUAAGGGAGCUCGACAAUUUGUCGAGAAAUACAAUCAAAAGUCGGUGAUGGGAAAAAUAUUAAAUGUAUUCUGCGAUCCAUUUGGCGCUAUCUUGAAGAAAUCGAUUGAAAAUUUAACGAAUCCUCCCAACAAUCAAACAAGAUCUCACAUUGACGCAACACAAGCUGUUUUAUCAUCAAAGGAUCUUGAAUAUGUUGAAAAGAACGAUGCAAAUGUUAUAUGUGGAAGUAGCUACAAUGCAUUUAAAAGGAAUGACGGUUUUGCAGGUGAAAUCGAUGGAGAUCAGCGACAUAGGGAUCGGGAACGAGAACGAUUGUUCAACGAUCGCACAUUACAUUCCGUAGAUAGAGCUUAUGACCGAGAACGUGUUAUACGAACUGCGAAUAAAUAUAGCAGCAGUUCGCGUCAUGGUCGACAUUUCUUUGCUAGACGGUCACGUGAACGAAGUCCAGAGUCAUCAAACGGCAGGGAACGAUUAUACAAAAGAGACAAAGAGAGAGAUCGUGAACGGGAACGAGACGCAAGGACAUACGAUUAUUCUCGAUCAAAGGGACGGGAUAAGUUUCGAGAUCACAAUAGAUCGAGAGAUCGGUCGAGGGAUCGAAUGCGGGAGAGAAGAGAUCAUCGCUUAAGUUCAUCAAAGGAAUGUGAUUACCGCGAACGAGAUCGUGAUCGAUCUUUCGCCAUUGACGGCGAAAAGGAUCGCAAUAAACGCUACGCAAGUAGUGAAUUUACAGAAGAUACAAAUAGCGCCUAUAAGAAUCAACACUAUUAUUCUAGCAUUUCGGCAUCAAAUUCAAUCGCGUCUGAUAAUUAUGGAUAUAGUCAAUAUUGUUUUGCUUUACCUGACAACAAUCAAUCAUGGACAAGCUCGAUGACGAUGAGAAGAUGGCCCUUGGCACCCCAGCCAGAUUCAAAUCCUGCGCCGCCACCUCCUCCACCUCCAGAGGAAGAAGAGAAUUGGGAUGAACCACUGCCGCAGCCAUCACAAGCGUUGUCAUUCUCAUUUCACACAAAGGAAAACUCAUAUUCAUCGGAGUCGGAUGUUAUAAAAUCUAUGUCUCCAAAACGUUUAAAUAACAGUGCAACAACUCACAAUCAAGAGACAUUAGGGGAAUCCGAUGUAAAUACAGAAAACGUCGAUUUGGACACGCGCAUUGCUUUGAUAUUCAAAGGGAAGACCUUCGGAAAUGCACCACCAUUUCUUCAAAUGGAUAGCAGUGAUUCUGAAACGGAUAAAACAAAAGUUGAAGAACAAAUUGAGGCUGUGGAGUCACAGCAGUGUGAUUCGAAUAGUUCACACACAAACACAAAAAAGAUUUUUGAGAAAAAUGUGAUGGUUCUGCAGAAUGGCGCUAGUGAUAUAUCGAGUGACGACGAUAUUUUGAUUAAAAAGGAUAUAGUAGUUGUUAAAACUCUCAUACAUAAAUCUGAAGGGAACGUUGAUAAUAAUGAUGAUAAUAUGUCUUUGUCUAGCUUAUCGUCGCAUGAGGACACUACAAAGAAGCCAACAGAAGAACCAACAAAUCAGCAAAAUACUAAAGUAAUGCUUGCUGUUGGAUACACUGAAACAAAUUCAAAUCAGAACAAUUGUAGUUAUUAUCACCAUUCCGCAUAUGGAGGAUAUGGACAUUACCCAACUGCGUCGGGAUUAACUGGCAAGUAUUUCUCAAAUACGGCCGCUUACAUGCAAUCAUCAUCAUACCUACCUGGAGUAGUAAGUACUGCUGAUGCCUUUCAUUUAGAUCCCUAUGUGCAAACUUAUGGUUAUACGCAUCCGGAUCAAAAUGAUGAAUUCAAACAAAAUGUGAAAAAAGUCACGAAUUUCAUAGUAGAGGAGCUCAAGCAAAUCCUAAAGAGAGAUGUAAACAAGCGUAUGAUUGAAAUGACGGCUUUUAAAAAUUUCGAAUCUUGGUGGGAUGAUAAAACGGAGAAAGCGCGUUCAAAACUCUUACCAACCACUACAGGUGCUGCUGAUUCGGUUACACCUAGUAUCACUAAUAAUCAACUUGACACGCGUGUUGCUAAUGAGAAGCCGCCUAAUAUCAACACAAUAAUCAAUAAUACUCAACGGGAGAUACAAGAUUAUCAAUCAUUUUCUAGUAUUGGAAUCCGUGCAGCUAUGCCAAAAUUGCCAUCGUUUCGACGAGUUCCAAAACAUCCUAGUCCUGUUCCAGAUAAAUUGGAAAGAGACCUUAGUGAUCAAGAAGAAAUGGUCCAACGAUCUGAUUCCGAAAAAGAAGAUUCAAAUAUUGGCAAUUCUGAUGCUCAAAAUAUGAAUUUAAAAGGGCGAACUUUGCAAAGAAAUUCAAAUAAAUUGCGCUUGUCGCAAUCCAGUAUACGUUUGAAGAGAAAAGGAAGUGCCUCAAGUUUUUUUUCAUCAUCCACAUCAUCGUCAUCAAAUAGCGAUGCUGAAAAUGAUGUGGACGAAAUUGCUGGCGGCACUGAAAUCGAUAAAAGCAGCGAUGAUGAAAGCUUCGAUGAUGAUUUUCCAUCAUUAUCCCAUUCAAAUGAAAGGGACAAACUAUCAAAAAAGCGUAUCCAAAAUUUAAAAAAUGUUGACGGCAAUUUGCAAAAUGAUUAUUCCGACUCAGAUGAAGAUAAUAACCAACCCAAUAAUCGAAUUCAAACUGCAAAGCGAAGUCGAAUGAAAAAAAUUGAUAUAUAUUCCGACACCGAUGAUGAUGAAAAUGAUCCAAAUACGGAAAAACUACGAUUAAUUACUUCCGUAUCGAAUGUAAUGUCAGCUAUACCAUCAGAUCUUGAAGAUAUUAGCAAAGAUAGUUGUUUUGGCAUCGACGAAAUUGCCAUAGCCAGCAAGACCGAUGAUAAAAUCGAUAAUGAGUUCCGUCGCUCACCUGCUCCAGUUCCACCACCCGAUUACAACGAGGAAACCGUACCAAACUCAAACGCUAUAUCCGCACAAGCACAAAAACCUCUUUUUGAAUACGAUCGUAUUUAUAGUGACAGUGAGGAAGAACGCGAAUAUCAAGAGAAGAGGCGCAGAAACACAGAGUAUAUGGCACAAAUCGAAAGAGAAUUUUUAGAAGAGCAAAAGAAAAAUGCUAAGGAUCAAAAUCCUCCCUCGUUAAGUAUGGAUCUAAAACUUGAGGUUGACAUGAAGAUGUCAUCAAUGGAAAUGCCCCCAACACCAGAUAUUUCGAAACUACCUCCAACACCAGGAGCGAAAUUAAAAAUAGAUUUGGAAGACGAUGUAUUGACAAUCUAUACAAAGAAGCUGCGAGAUACUGAUACUGACAAAAACUGCGAUAGCUUGUGUAGACAAGACCAUAUAAGAAAUGCUGAACUCGACGGUGAAAACGGAACUAAAGAUUUAAAUUCAGCUCAAUCGAAAAGUUUGCAACAUAUAAAUGGCAAACAAUCACCUGCUUCUUCUUCGGACAGUGGCUCGAGUCAGGCUUCACAGGCCAGUCAAGUUGCUCUUGAGCAUUGUUAUUCAUUACCACCUCAAGCACAAACCGACUCAGCCCGUAAUGUUGAAGCCAAGAUUAAAAAGGCAGAAGUUACAGCCCACAUUUCGCGGCCAGGUCCAGGAAGGCCACGUAAAGACUCUGCUCGUGCUCAAAAAAAAAGAAAGGAAAUUACAGGGCGACAAACGAAUAAAAAGGUGGAUACGGAUGGCAGUAUGAAAACAACACUUUCUGACUUGGCCCGUCAAACUGCCAAGUUUGUGCCAUGUGAAAUGUUUAAAACGCGAGAUCAAAAUGACGAGAUGGUCAUAUUGUACACAUUCCUCACAAAAGGCAUAGAUUUUGAGGAUAUUAAAUACAUAAAAAUGAGUUAUAGUGAGCAUUUGCAAAAGGAACCAUACGCUACCUUUUUAAACAAUACUCAUUGGGUCAAUCAUUGUAGUACGGACAGAGCAUUCUGGCCACCUCCAAACAAGAAACGUCGGAAAGAAGACGAACUAAUGCGCCACAAAACUGGAUGUGCUCGUACUGAAGGCUUCUAUAAGUUGGACGUACGAGAAAAAGCUAAACACAAAUAUCAUCAUACUAAGGCAAACACAUAUGAUUCUCAAAAUGAUGAUCGUUGCGACGAGCCAACGGCGUUAACGAAUCAUCACCACAACAAAUUGAUAUCAAAAAUGCAAGGAAUUUCACGUGAAGCACGCUCAAAUCAAAGACGUCUAUUGACGGCUUUUGGAUCAAUGGGCGAGUCUGAGCUGUUAAAAUUCAAUCAACUAAAAUUCCGUAAAAAACAACUUAAAUUUGCCAAAUCGGCUAUUCAUGACUGGGGAUUAUUUGCCAUGGAACCGAUAGCUGCUGAUGAAAUGGUCAUUGAAUACGUAGGACAAAUGAUUCGUCCAGUUGUUGCUGAUCUUAGAGAGACCAAAUACGAAGCGAUUGGCAUUGGCAGUUCAUAUUUAUUCCGAAUCGAUAUGGAAACUAUUAUCGAUGCCACAAAAUGCGGAAAUUUAGCAAGAUUUAUAAAUCACAGCUGCAAUCCAAACUGUUACGCUAAAGUCAUUACUAUAGAGUCUGAAAAAAAAAUAGUUAUAUAUUCAAAGCAACCCAUUGGAAUCAAUGAAGAAAUUACGUAUGACUACAAAUUUCCAUUGGAGGAGGAAAAAAUCCCUUGUUUAUGUGGUGCUCAAGGCUGUAGGGGUACACUUAACUAAGACUAAUUACAGAGUGUAUAAGUCAUUUUGUUGGUUGCGAUAUUAUUAUUAAAUAUGUACCAUUACAUAUAAUACAAUUUCUUUUUUUUAAAAAAGUAAAUGAAAAUUUGUGUAUCUAAUUCACUACCCCAAGAACUAAACGAUUCACUUCGUCGAAAUAGUGUAUCACUUUUAUUUGUAAUGCUUCGUUCACAAUAUAAUAAUUUUUUCGGUCCUUUCCAAAUAUUUAUUGUAAUAGUAUUCCUUGUGGCUUGUACAUAUACUAAUAUAGAUUAUUAUUAUAUAUUAAAAUGUAUAAUUUACCAUAAAAUGCCCAUUAUCUGUAUAUUGUUAAGUUAAAUAAAACAAAUUCUGUACAUUAUUUCUAUACAAAAUCAAUAUUCUUAUAUUAUUAUUUUUUAACUGCAAGUUACAGAGAUUCAUUUACGACAUUACAUUUUUUAUUUAUUCAAAAUUUGCAGCUGCACGCAUGGGUACCAAACGUUAGUGUCGCAUAUAAGACUAGCACAUUAUACUAUAUAUUGGAUCGCAUUCAGUCUUGAUGUUGUUUUAGGGAUUUUAUAUAUUUUGAGAAAAAUUACAUUUGAUAAUGAGAAUGACAACCCAUUAAAGUUAUAUUUUGUAUGUUUUGUGUUAAUGUCUUA